CUCUCAUGACAGAGAAUGCUCCAGAAGACAACGGGAGAAGCCAGUUGCUAUAGGGCUUUCUCCCUUUUCUCCCCUAAGCCUUCAGGCAGGCGUGCAGGACUACAAUGACAGCUACAACCCUAGCCAGCUGUGGACAGAAACUUUCUAAUACCAAAGAGGAAAGGAAGUUAAGAAAACCUUUGAUUGAAAGGAAGCGAAGAGAGAGGAUUAACAAUUGUUUGGACCAGCUCAAGGAAACAGUUGUUGGAGCCUUUCGGCUUGAUCAAUCAAAACUUGAAAAAGCAGAUAUCUUGGAAAUGACAGUAAAACACCUACAGAAUAUCCAACAGAACCGAAAUAUAGAUUCUAAAAUGGGUCUUGAAGCUCAGCAGAGGUACAGCACGGGAUAUAUUCAAUGCAUGCAUGAAGUCCACAACCUCCUCCUGACCUGUGACUGGAUGGACAAGACACUUGGAGCACGAUUAUUGAACCAUCUAUUGAAAUCCUUGCCCAAAUCCAAUGAGGAGACUUGCAAGGUGGACCUGAACUCUUCCACUCCAGUGAAUGGCAAGGGAAAUACAACAGGGUCUAGCCAAUCUCAGGAUCAGUUGUAUCCAACUGAAGUCAAACUGGGAUUGAAAAAAUCAUUUCAGUCACAACCAUCAUCUCGAUGUAAUCAGCAUGAGUUGCCACAUCCCAGGGAGAAUUUGCAACGUCAUUUUGCACAUAAUGGUGUUAACAUGGGGUCAUUGGAUAUGUGGAGACCAUGGUAAAAAUAUCUUGGGGGAAAAUUAUUUCUAAUCUUAGACUCUCUUUUAUAUAUAUCUUAUAGAUAUGUCUCUUUAAAACACUUUUUGGAGCAAGUCUGCUCCUGUAGGUGUACUAAAGACCAGGGUACUUCAAGCCGGAGGAAAUCUCUAUGUAGCCUGCAUUGUACAAGGCUGCUAUUCUAUUGUAUUUAUUGAAUACAUCUAAAUUAUUUUACAGAAUCUUCUCUGGGGCUGCCUAGUAUACAAUAUAUGACAUAUAAUAUUCC
Protobothrops mucrosquamatus (brown spotted pit viper) is the source of this 1015-nucleotide messenger RNA. Its product is annotated as transcription cofactor HES-6. The coding region runs from base 105 to 752 and encodes 215 amino acids. The record is from RefSeq and is a predicted model, not a curated record. Gene Ontology annotation, molecular function: protein dimerization activity; RNA polymerase II cis-regulatory region sequence-specific DNA binding; DNA-binding transcription factor activity, RNA polymerase II-specific. The transcript has 4 exons. Gene Ontology annotation, biological process: regulation of transcription by RNA polymerase II; regulation of neurogenesis; anterior/posterior pattern specification. Lineage: Eukaryota; Metazoa; Chordata; Lepidosauria; Squamata; Viperidae. Gene Ontology annotation, cellular component: nucleus.